This is a messenger RNA of Synchytrium microbalum, 873 nucleotides long. RefSeq lists its product as uncharacterized. Bases 1 to 873 code for a protein of 290 amino acids. Gene Ontology annotation, biological process: TORC2 signaling. Lineage: Eukaryota; Fungi; Chytridiomycota; Chytridiomycetes; Synchytriales; Synchytriaceae. The transcript is spliced from 6 exons. Gene Ontology annotation, cellular component: TORC2 complex. The record is from RefSeq and is a predicted model, not a curated record.
AUGUCCACACUCCCACGCUCUGGCCCUCAACCUCAAACACCACCAACAAGCACCCCAUCUCCCGAUACAAAGAGAUCAGCAGCAUCCGAUCUUGAUCGAGACAAAACAAUCAAGUCACCUCCAGCAUCUACUGGACCGAGUUUUCAUCGUCUCAAUUCGUUGAACAAUGUAUCAAAAGCACUCAACCAUUCUGCACCGUCGGAUAUGAAUCAUGGGGAUUUGUUGUGGAGGAGUAUAUCGGCUGCGUGUUUGCCGUUGUAUAAUGGGGAGGGAGUGAAGGGAUCGAUUGAGGAUGUGAAUGAUGUUGUCAGACAAUGGGUCCUCGAAACAACCGCCCUCCUCGUAAUAGACGACAUGGACCGUCUCUUCAAAGGCGGUAUGUCAAUCCUAUCUACAAAGCUAGUAUCCGUCAGUGAGGAAACGCUGCCACUACGAGUCGUAGAGAUAUGGACGUUUUAUUUUGGAACCGUGCUGCCGUAUCUGCAGGCCGUGUUCCUACCUGUGAGGGCUGGGUUGAAGGCUAAAGAGAGUGGCAAUGUGAAUAAGGGAGGGAAUGGAGUUGAUGGGGAUGUUUGGACAAUGUGUUUGGUGGCGUUUCGUGAUGUGAUUGUGCAGGGACAUAUGAGUCGGUUGGAAGACGCCUUCCCGAAACUAUUCAGACAAGUCGACUCGGAUGCUAGGCGUGUCAAGGAUAUAGGAUCAAGAGCUCUUCAAAUGUUUUCUAUAUUGGGAGCUUUGCCUGCUAAUGAUGAUAAGCAACGGAUACUAAACAAGGCCAUGACGAAUCUCAACAAACUGGUUCGAAGCAAGAUGGCGCAAACGGGUAUGAUUGCAUCCAAUCCGCAAACGUAUGGCAGUAUACCUCAACUAUAA